AUGGCUCUUGUGAAUCCUCCGGCUUGGCCUGAUGUUUCUCAAAGCAUUCAUAAUACACGACAUUUCAGCUGGACUGCCGGGUUUCCAUAUGCAUCACGUCUCGAUUCUCACGGUGGCCCACCCAGAUUACAUGACAUCAGUUUGUCUACAGGUCUACAAGGUCUACGGCUCGACGAUACAAAUGCUUUGUCUGCCUUGGAUACAGCCAGUGCCGAAUGCACGACUCAUGAAACUGCGCCUUCUGGUUCACAAGCACAUAUCGAUCUCUCUAAAGGUCCUACCUGUAAAAGCCCUUAUUAUGACAACAGAAACUCUCGACGACCGUUCCAUAAAUGGAUGAGAUCUCUGCAUCGUCGGAUUAGCCAUAGAAGCGAUGAGGAAGCAAUAUGGCCUCCUGAUGCUGGAUGGCAAUACCUUGAGUCCGACCAAACUUAUCAACAGUCCCUCCGCCACAAACUCAGCCGUAGACUCUCAUCUUCUGGGUCUUCGCUUGGGUUGAUUGCCGCAGUCCAAAGUGCCAGUAUCAGCCUUGCUAGCGGCAGUGCUGUCUCGCGUUCAUGCCGACGUCAAGACCGUUCGCGUUGCCGUUCCCAGGCUGAGCGAAGCAGUCGAGCCUCUCUGUCUGUUCCCCGGUUCUCCGAGGAUAGUAUCCCCAUGGAAAAGGGAAAGAUAGAUAUCGCUGCAAUGCACCGUUCAAUGCGGCGCCGACAAAUCCUAGAGGAGCUCAUAAGUACAGAGGAGGGCUACAUUGGCGACGUUCGCUUCCUCAUUCAUACCUACAUCAACAUGCUUGCCGCUCUUCCUACUUUACCUGAACGACUACGCUCGUCCAUCAACCACAACUUGGACAGCAUCCUUCAGUUGCACGAAGAAAUGCUAGGUGAACUGCACCGUGUGAUUCCAGACUCCGAGUACAGCCAAGCCGAUCACCUCUUUGCGGCCUCCAAAUUCGCCAACGCCAGAUCAGGACAUCGUCGGUGGGCCAGUUUAGACGUACUUCCAGAAGAUCAGGUCAGCCUGCAGAGGCUCGAAAAGGAGCCUGGUCUGUUUUCCGAUCCUCAAGUGGCGGCAGAAGUAGCAAAGGUCUUCAGCAAGAGAGUGCAUCGAUUCUUCGUGUAUAGAGAAUACGGUGCGAAGUAUGAGAUCAUGAUCAAGGAUACUACCUCAGCUCUUGAGAACUUUCCUGAGUGGGAAACUCACCAGAGAGGUCUUGAGGCCUUCGCUUUCACGAUAGAAGCAUCGCCAUUGUGUGACAACAGAAAAUCACUUACCAUGGGGGACCUUCUUGUCAAGCCCAUCCAAAGGGUUUGCAAGUACCCCCUCUUAUUUGCCGAGCUAUUGAAAUGCACGCCUGUCAUUGAUUGCCCGAACUCUCACAUGAAAGUCGAAACUGCGUUGAUGAGGCUUCGCGAAGCUACAUCUGAGAUCAAUCGCUCGACCGAAGACAAUUUGAUGAAAGAGGCUCUUGAGAAAACUUGGUUACUGCAGGAUCGCAUAGUCUUUCCCAACAGGAGACUUGACGCGAACUCGAAGAAUCAGGUGCGGUCUUUCGGGCACAUACAGUUGGACGUCCUUUGCCUCGCCCACGGUAGCAGGCUUGCAAUGCCACCUAGCGCCCUUCUCAUGGAAACUGGUCUUUAA
Molecule: messenger RNA, 1641 nt
Organism: Fusarium coffeatum
Lineage: Eukaryota; Fungi; Ascomycota; Sordariomycetes; Hypocreales; Nectriaceae
Exons: 7
Coding region: 1-1641 (546 amino acids)
Molecular function (GO): guanyl-nucleotide exchange factor activity
Source: RefSeq, a predicted model, not a curated record